CGAUCCUUCGUGCACCACGAUUCGCCUGAUAUCAUUUACACUGGGCUCCACAGUGCACGGCAACAACCCAAUCACCUCAUUCCAAUGGGUUGACACGUCUAAGACCCCACGUGAGUUCGUGCAGUCAGCAGAAGGAGCCGCAGUAUUCGUGCGAAUAGAGAAGUUGUUGUCCCGAUCAGAACGGAACACACCAUCCCCGGAGCUCUUCCAACUGUUCCGGUAGCAGAGUGCGUUAGUUGUCGUCCAUUAUCCGGCCCGUAGCAACGCGGUGCCCUUUCAGCUCCAUCCUGCUGAUCGUACUGAUUCGGGAGUGCCCGGAAGGAUACAGGGCGUUGGCUGAAGAUCUUCAUCCUUGCAUCCUGCAAAGGUCACCGAUAACCACCUUAAUCGAUUUCCAAUGAGAGUAGUCCAGUGCACGUGGCAUCUUCCAGCGGCGUCCCAUCCGGCAACCGUCUGCCAGUUCGGUCCUCCAUCGUCGUCGUCGUCGUCGCGAGGAUUGGCGGAGCUGUUUUGCUACAGCUACUACGCCGUCUCAACCAUUCUGCUGCACCUGUUCGCCGUUCUGCCACUGAUCAUCGCGGACCUCAAUUAUAGUGCAGUGAGCGGCUGCAGGCAGCCGUAGACGAUUCGCUCCACAACGUGUCCUCUGGUCAAUACAGCGAAUAAACACCAAAAAGGAUCUUCAGGAACAGGAUAUCAAACAGGAGGACCGAGACCGAGCUCUUCGCAAAGAAAACAUUCCAUUUUGCGCUUUUUUGUGUGCGUGUGCAUCAGGUAGACACGGCUAUCAUCAUGCUGAAGGUUGUGGGAGCGUCCUGGCAAAAGACCCGUAUAGGGUCCUACAUCUUAAUCGGUGCGCUGUUGCUCGCGUUGGGUGCUUUUUUCCUAGCCGGCAUGGAGCGCCCCAGCUACAACGGAACUUACUGUGCUACGACGUACUGGGCGAAGAAUUCUGGCUACCGUCUAGAGUUCUGGGGCCAACGGAACGAUCUCGAUCAAGUACCGAAAGGCGCGGUACGUGCGUGUUUCCGUGACAGUAUCCUGACGAACGGAUGGUCUCAGCUGGAAUUAGAAUCUCAGUCUUCCUACUCCGACACGGUGCAGGCGUACGCAGCCGGCAUAAUGGAGGGUGCUUUGACUUGGAACAACAUUUACAUGCACUGGUACAACACCAUCGAUUCGGUGUGCUCGAAAGAUGACGAAUCAGAAGAAUUUUGCGAUUGGUUGCGUGGCCUUAUCACAACUAACGUUGACACGGUGAAAAAGAUGGCGGACAUGAAGGGAAAGCACGAUUUCUACUGGUACCAAAUAGCUCUGUUCUACGAUCAGCUGGAGGGGAUCGAGAUCGGUUUCCGGAAGGGUGUGAAACGUUCCCGGAUGGAUUACGAAAUUCCAAAACAGGACUUUUUGCUUAUGAAUGCCGCCGUCGAUAUUCGGGAUCUGAAGAUCUACUACACCAACUUUCUGGUGGAGAACAGCGGACUGAAGCCGGAACCAGCAAAAGGUAUGAUGCUGCUGAAGCUGCAAACGCAAUCGAAUGGUUUGGCGAAAAUCUUGCUCGGACACACGUCCGACGGCAGCUACUCGUCGAUGUUGCGCAUGGUGAAGAAGUACACCCUAAGGUACCAUUUUUCUCUCAACGCUGCACGGAUGUCUGUUGGCAAAGCGGACGAAGCGGAAGAAGAUCGAUCUGUCGUGCCGGGAACGAAUAUCGUAUUCAGCGGGUAUCCCGGUGUGCUGGCUUCGCUGGAUGACUUCUACGUGAUUAAUGGACGCCGGCAACAUCGGCUGGUUGCCGCCGGGGUUAAGAUGGAAAACGAGCAUGUGAAUCUGUGGCGUAAGAUUGAUCUCGUGCGUUCGGUUUCGCUAGCGCCGCGUGUAAUGGCGGCGAAUCGACUCGGACACAGCGGUCGUUCUUGGGCACGAUACUUUGCACGCAAUCCGUCCACCGGCGUGAAGCAGUGGUUGGUGAUCGAUAUGGCACGUUUUGCAGGGCACAAUGCCAGUGCGAUAGACCACCCUGUAACUGUGCCACCAACGGCGGACGUGGUAGACCAAUCGGAGGAGGGAAAUGAAAUUCCAACCACCUUGGAGCAAGAUCAACUCGAAAUCGAACACCAGCAGCAACGGAUCGUGACCAAGCGCAUGGAUGAUUAUGUCGAUGAUGAUUUCGAGGAGCUGCAGUAUUCCGGACAUCAAAAACGCGCAUCAACUGUAUCAGAAUCGGCAAGCGGUGUUACAUUCGGGUCGGGAAUGUUUUGGGUGAUCGAUCAACUGCCCGGUCGAUUGCACGCGGAAGACAUCACGGAGAAAAUCGUUUCGAACGGUUAUUGGCUAACGAACGGAGUGCCUUAUUUUAAAGAAGCGUUGGACAUCAGCCAGGCUACAGUAAACGAAACGAAUACCGCACCUACGAACGGAACGAUGGAAAAAAUCCUACAGAACAUCACUGAUUUGGAGACCCUGGCGAAGUUCUUCCGCCAGUCGGCGUACCGGGGAGAUUUGGAUCAGGAACAGCCGGCAGCAUUCGGUAACAUCGAUAUGAAGCUGUAUAUGGAGGCAACCAACGGAACUGUGCAAUUUCGUGCAUAUUCUGGUCCACUGUACGAUCCGGCGCGUACCACCGGUAGCACGACAGGCCAGGCAGCUAAGCGAAGCAUUGUUAAAUCACAGAAGCUACAGCAAACAAUUGUCGCUGAACCGUUACAGACUGAUUCGUCUGCCGCCGCAACCGGUUCGUCCGUUGGAUCGCAUCCAUUCGAUUGGAGUGGAGUUUUGCCUUUCGAAGUGCGCCACCAGGGUCAUCCGGAAGUGUGGGAUUUCGAGCAUAUCACGCCCGAAUGGGCAUGGAUAUGAAUGACAACCGGCGCUAAAAGGUCGACGUAGAGAAGAAAGACAGUUUUAACUUACGCAAUCUGUGAUGCACCUGUUAUCGCUGGCCCUAAGCCGUAGUUCAAUUAUUUGCUCUUGAUCACCAUCCUAGUAAAUUCUGUGCAAUAACGAUGUUAAAUCACUAUGUCUUCCAAACAAAUGACCAGGCAAUCACAUGUGGUUGUGCAAUAGUUUGCUAUAUUAUAUCUGAAAAAAAACAUCUUAACUGCAUCUUAGUAUAAUGUGACCAAACAAUAAUGCGCGGCGCUGUUCCUGUUGAUAGCAAGGCGUUUUGCAAAGUUUUUAUAAAUCAAUUUUUUCCACAGACUAAAGAAAUAGGAAGCAGCUUCACGGAAAGGUAUCAAUUUCUUUUUUACGAACUCUGGAUGAAAAUCCGAAAUAUUGUAAAGUAUUAUUGAGG
Anopheles nili is the source of this 3292-nucleotide messenger RNA. It is a transcript of the gene lama, whose product is annotated as putative phospholipase B-like lamina ancestor. The transcript has 5 exons. The record is from RefSeq and is a predicted model, not a curated record. Lineage: Eukaryota; Metazoa; Arthropoda; Insecta; Diptera; Culicidae. Gene Ontology annotation, biological process: phospholipid catabolic process. Gene Ontology annotation, cellular component: extracellular region. The coding region runs from base 793 to 2856 and encodes 687 amino acids. Gene Ontology annotation, molecular function: glycerophospholipase activity.